Molecule: messenger RNA, 1078 nt
Organism: Solea senegalensis (Senegalese sole)
Lineage: Eukaryota; Metazoa; Chordata; Actinopteri; Pleuronectiformes; Soleidae
Gene: hce2l2
Product: hatching enzyme 1.2
Exons: 9
Coding region: 189-1034 (281 amino acids)
Biological process (GO): proteolysis
Molecular function (GO): zinc ion binding; metalloendopeptidase activity
Source: RefSeq, a predicted model, not a curated record
UUGUUGUUUAUGAAAGAAUCUAACUAAUUUGGGGAUUAAACUCACUCAAACAAAUAACACUAACCAUACCAUGUAAUUUACCCUGAGAUAAUCAUGGGUAUUAUCUCAGGACAGUGAUUGGAAACACUUAUAAAGCCAAGUGUUUCCAAGUAAAAUGGCAACACAGACGACACAUCUGAGCAGCCAAGAUGGACCGGAUUAUCCUCCUGUGCAUGGUCUCCUCCAGUAUUUCAGCUGCACACACUCAGAAUUUUUUGUUCAGCCCAAAAUGGGGACCUGUUGGCUUUAAAGAGCGUGAGGAGGAUGCUGUUGGGACAGCGAUGGAUGAAAUCAUUAAAGCAAAUGAGUUCCAAGCUUCUCGAAUCAUUGAUGGCUCCACCAGCCUGAGAGAGGGAGACAUUGCUGUCUCUGCUGGAAGACGCUCCAAAGUCUGCUUUGCACGGAGCUGCCUCUGGUCAAAGUCGGUGGACGGACAUGUCUACAUUCCGUACAAGCUGUCACCUGACUACACUGAAAUUGAUACAAAGCAGAUAAAGAAAGGGAUGGAGAACAUAGAGAAAGGAACUUGUGUGCGAUUUGUGCCUCGGACUCACCAGCGAGACUACAUCGACAUCCAGCAAAAGUCUGGGUGCUGGUCCUACCUUGGUUCCCGUGGUGGAAGACAGACCGUGUCCCUCCAGAGCCCCGACUGUGUCCAAGUUGGAGUGGUUUCCCAUGAGUUCAUGCAUGCCCUGGGGUUUGUGCACGAGCAGUCUCGCUUUGACCGGGACAACUAUGUCACCAUCAUGUGGCCAAACAUUUGGAGGGAUCGUUUAAGGAAUUUUGAGAAAUUCAGGACGGACAAUCUGGACCUGCCAUAUGACUAUGGCUCAAUCAUGCACUUUGGGAUGUAUGCCUACUCUCAGGAUGGGGAGCCAACCAUCAUUCCUAAGAAAAGCAAAGACACAAAGCUGGGCCAAGCAACGACUCUCAGCCACAUUGACAGGCUGAAAAUCAACAAGCUUUACGAAUGCGGUGACAGGGAUGAUUAUUAACCAGACUGGAGUGGAGGGGAGGGGAGGCUAAUAUAAGACGUUGC